AUGAUGUCGAACAUAUUCGACGGAGCUCCUCCGGAUUAUUCGUCCAUAUCCGUGGCCGUUAAAGCAUCCAUCGGCGACACCAUUGGAGGAGCUGCAAGCCGUCGCGCUGUUCGUUGGGCCGUCGACAAUCUCCUUCCCCAUAUUGAUCGAUUAGUUCUAGUUCACGUCAUGCCUACCGUCACCACUAUUCCAUCUCCUUCUGGUUCAAAGAUUCCAGUGGAUGACUUGGAAGAGAGUGUUGUGUCUAUGUACAGACAAGAUUUGAGAAAACAGUUCGAAGAGGUAUUUCUGCCGUUCAAGAGGAUGUGCGCAUCAGUCAAAGUUGAGACUUUGUUGCUGGAACAUGAUGAUCCUGCAAAGGCGCUUUUGAAGUACAUAUCAGAUGGGGAGGUUGAGUGUUUAGUCAUUGGCUCAUGCUCUCCAAGUUUCCUUACAAGGAAAAAAGGACAAGAGAUGCCAUCAAGGGUACUAGGAGAAGCUCCAGAGACAUGUGAAGUAUAUGUUAUCUCCAAAGAUCGAGUAAUAACCAAAUCAAGCAAUCAGUUAUCUCCAGAUUCAUCAUAUAGUUUCCGUACACCCAAAAGAGCAGAAGCUCAUAAAGAUCCAUUCAACCGUACAUGCUCGGAUAAGACAGGCUUGGCUGCUUCAUACAUGUCACCAUCACUAGCGAGGAAUCAGAUUCGAAGGCCCGUCUCUUUGCCGCCUAGUCAUCAAGUCUCUCGAGUGUUUCCUCCUGCACAGGCUUCAGCUGGUAUUCGUUUGACCCAUGACGAACAAGUCCGCUCUAUACUUGGACAGAGUACUGUUUCCACUAGUAAAAUGCAGUUGGAUCCUGGAGCAGAUACAUGUAAAACACCCCAGUCAAGUGUUAUGUAUGAGGUAGAGCAGCUAAGGAAACAAGUACAAACCACUCUUUCCAUGUACAAACAAGCUUGUGAGGAACUAGUUCAUAAACAAACACAGGUUCAGUCUCUUUCCUAUGAGUGUAUCAAAGAUACAAAAAGGGUCAUAUCAGCUCUGGAAAAGGAAGAAAUGCUGAGAAAAGAAGCAGAAGAAGAGAAACAAAAGCAUCUAAAAGCCGUUAAAGAGAUCCAAGAAGCGAAAUCAAUGCUAGCCAAAGAGUUCUGCGAUAGGAAACUAGCCGAACUAAAUGCAAUUCAGCAGUCCUUAGAGAAACAGCAAGUCAUGGACCAGCUCUUCUUGAGAGACAGUCGAUACAGAAAGUACACCAAAGAAGAGAUAGUUGAAGCUACAGAUAACUUCUCUUCGAGUAAAAUCAUCGGUGAAGGAGGAUACGGGAAAGUAUACAAAUGCAGCCUUGAUCACACCCCAGUAGCACUUAAAGUUCUCAACCCUGACUCAAUCGAGAAGAAACAAGAAUUCUUAAGAGAGAUCUCUGUCUUAAGCCAGCUUCGACAUCCACAUGUGGUUCUUCUCCUCGGUGCUUGUCCUGAUAACGGUUGCCUUGUCUAUGAGUACAUGGAGAACGGUAGCUUAGAUGCUCACAUCUCUCGCAAGAAAGGCAAACCAUCUCUCCCAUGGUUCAUCAGAUUCAAAAUCAUCUACGAAACCGCUUGUGGAUUAGCUUUCCUCCACAACUCAAAACCAGAGCCCAUAGUCCACCGUGAUCUCAAACCAGGCAACAUUCUCUUAGACAAAAACUUCGUUACCAAAAUAGGCGACGUUGGACUUGCCAAACUCAUAUCAGAGGAGGCACCAGAGAGUGUCACGGUUUAUAGAAACUCGACUAUUGCGGGUACACUAUACUACUUGGACCCUGAGUACCAAAGAACCGGCACAUUCAGACCGAAGUCAGAUCUUUACGCAUUUGGAGUCAUAGUUCUCCAGCUUUUAACCGCUAGACAUCCCAACGGUCUUCUUUUCUGCGUGGAGGAUGCGGUGAAGAGAGGCUGUUUGGGAGAUAUGUUAGAUGGAUCAGUAAGAGAAUGGCCCAUGGCUGAAGCUGAAGAACUAGCUCGUAUAGCAAUCAAGUGUUCGCAGCUUAAAUGCAGGGACAGACCGGAUCUUGAUACACAAGUCUUGCCUGCUCUCAAACGGAUUCUUGAAUCUGCUAAUAGUAGACUCAAGACUGAACAAGCUAAAGCACGACCACCAGCUCACUAUUAUUGUCCAAUUCUUAAGGAAAUAAUGGAAGAUCCACAGAUAGCAGCAGAUGGGUUCACAUACGAAGGAAAAGCUAUAAGAGCAUGGAUUCAGAACAAUCAAAGUGUGUCUCCUGUGACUAAAAAUAGGCUCAGACAUUGCGAACUCACACCAAACCAUACUCUCAAAUCGGCUAUACAAGAGUGGCGAUCUCGUUCUGGUUUAGACCUCUCCACUACUACUCUUGGCUAGUCCUGAUCACAAACAUUUAUUUAAAUGUGUAUAUACAAAAUAC
Molecule: messenger RNA, 2398 nt
Organism: Eruca vesicaria subsp. sativa (arugula)
Lineage: Eukaryota; Viridiplantae; Streptophyta; Magnoliopsida; Brassicales; Brassicaceae
Source: the annotation of a GenBank genome assembly